AUGUUCAGAGCUACAUGGGUAAAAUAUGGAGUUAAGAAGCAUAAAGUAGCUACACCAUACCACCUGAAAAUAAGUGGGCAGGCAAAAAUCUCUAAUCGAGAAAUCAAAGCUAUCAUUUCCAAGAAUGUAAAUGCUGGUAGAAAGGAUUGGUCUAAGAAGCUGGACGAUGCCUUAUGGGCAUAUCAAACGUCUUUCAAGAUACCUAUUGGCCUAUCGCCAUACCAAUUAUUUUAUCACAAGGCAUGCCAUUUGCCGACUGAGCUAGAGCAUAAAGCAUUGUGGGCCCUAAAGCGGCUUAACUUGAAUUGGAAUAAGGUAGUAAAUAUAAAUUUGGGCCAGCUGAAUGAGAUGGACGAGUUACGACUUGGAGCUUAUGAUCGAGCUAAUCUAUACAAGGAAAUGAUGAAGAAGUACCAUGACCGCAAGAUUGAAAAGCGGGUUUUCAAGAGAGGUGACUUGGUGUUUUUCUUCAACUCUAGACUCAAACUGUUUCUAGGUAUGCUCAAAUCCAAAUGGUCCAGCCCAUUUAAAGUAAGUCAAGUUUACUCAUCUAGAGUACUUGAACUUGAAAAUGAAGAUGGAAGUCUCUUCAAGGUAAAUAGGCAGCGUGUGAAACUAUAUGUCGGUCCCAUUGACUCAAUAACGAGUAUUGAUAAUUUAUAUCUCGAUAAAGACUGA
This is a messenger RNA of Capsicum annuum, 678 nucleotides long. RefSeq lists its product as uncharacterized. NCBI's taxonomy places the organism in Eukaryota, Viridiplantae, Streptophyta, Magnoliopsida, Solanales, Solanaceae. The record is from RefSeq and is a predicted model, not a curated record. Bases 1 to 678 code for a protein of 225 amino acids. The transcript has a single exon. Gene Ontology annotation, molecular function: nucleic acid binding.